This is a messenger RNA of Esox lucius (northern pike), 4552 nucleotides long. Its product is annotated as ribosome-binding protein 1. Gene Ontology annotation, cellular component: endoplasmic reticulum membrane. Lineage: Eukaryota; Metazoa; Chordata; Actinopteri; Esociformes; Esocidae. The coding region runs from base 95 to 2587 and encodes 830 amino acids. The transcript is spliced from 26 exons. The record is from RefSeq and is a predicted model, not a curated record.
GGCUAAGGCAGGUCCAGCCCAGGUCGCCCCAGACCCUGUGGUCCCCUCCAAGUCUGGCCCCGCCCUGGAAGCUGUCACCACGGAGACCCCUGUGAUGGCAAUGCCCCCGGUGGCCUCCCUGAAGACUGCAGCCAAGGGUCAGGACGCCAAGGGUCAGGACGCCAAGGGUCAGGACGCCAAGGGUCAGGACGCCAAGGGUCAGGAGCCUUCGAAGAAGAAAGCUUCAGGCAAGAAGAAAACCAAGCCUGAGGCUGACCCUGGUCUGGAUUCUCCCCUGUCCCUGCCUUAUAAAGCCCUGGUGUCGUCCGUUAGCAGCAUGGCGUUCAGUGAGGCUGAGGCCCAACGCCUCAUAGAUCUGCUCUCCGACAAGGCCGGCCUCGGACAGGACACCUGGCACAAGACUACUCCGAAGGGGGACCCAGUGGCUGUGUUGAAGAAACAGCUGGAGGAGAAUCAGAAACAGCUGGCUGCUCAGCAAGAGGACGCCGCCGCGGCCAAAACAAAGCUGAGGGAACUCACCAGGGAGCUGUCUGCCGAGAAGACCAAAGUGACUGGCGUAGAGACCAGGCUGAGUUCCCAGCUGUCAUCCAGGGAACAGGAAAUGAUCGCUCUGCAGGCUCGCAUGCAGGCCUCGUACCAGGACCACCUAGCCCAGACACAGAACCUCAACACUAAGAUUCUCAGUCUUCAGGAACAGUUGGAGUCCGGUCCCACUGCCCAACUGACACGUCUACAGCAGGAGAACUCCAUUCUCAGAGAUGCACUGAACCAAGCCACCAGCCAAGCAGAGAGCAAACAGAACGCUGAGCUGGCCAAGCUGAGGCUGGACUGUUCCAGACUGACCAAGGAGCUGGGAGAGAAGAGUGUGAGCCUUCAGGCUGAGGAGAAGGUGAAGAGGAGUCUGGAGGCAAAGACAUCUGCUGCAGAGAAACAACUGGCUCAGCUACAGGCCAGCCAUGCAGAGAGUAAGCAGGCACUGGAGAGGAGGCUGGAGGAGGUCAGUGAGGAGUUGAGGAGCUCCCAGAGCACCCUGGAGAAAGCCCAGCAGGAGGCAGCCGUCCUCUCAGACCUCCAGAUCCGUCUGGGCAGUUUGGAGGCUGACCUGAAGGAGCGUAGUGCCAAGGUGGAUGCCCUCACAGCACAACUGGGGCAGACUGAGCUGGAGAAGAGACAACUGGAGGACCAGGUGGGAUCCAUUAAUGUCCUGCUGGAGGCCAGCCAGAACAAAGAGGAUCAUUCCACUCAGUUGGAACAGCUAAAGAGCAGUCUACAGCACCGAGACAGCCAACUGAUGUCACUCCAAGAGGAACUGAAACAGCUUAAAGAAAUUGAAAAGGAGGCCGUUUUAGCUGCUGAGGUCUCUACAGCUGUGACCGUGCCAGCGCCCAGCAGUGAGGACACUGAUCUGGUGGCAUCGCUUCAAGAGGAACUGAAACAUCUUAGAGAAGAGCUGGACCACCUUCAAAACACCCCAACAGCUUCUGCUCAAGACUCUGGAGAGACAGAACAGCUGCUUCAAAGCCUGAAAGAGAGAGAAAGUCAGGUGAGAUCACUGGAAGAGGAGGUGAAACAACUCAGAAAAACGUCAGAGCAGCUGUCUGAUCGCACGGCAGAACUUGCGGCGCUCCAAACCAGCCUGUCAGAGAGAGAAGCUCUGAUGACCUCACUACAGGAGGAGCUACAGGAAGCCAGGAACCAAUCAGAGACGAUGCAGAGACAGGAGUCCCAGCAGAGCACAGAGCUGCCAGAGCUGUUGGAGAAACUGAAGGAAGCGGAGGACAGUCACAGUACCCUGCAUGCAGAGUGUGACCAGUACAGAACAGUCCUGGCUGAAACGGAAGGAAUGCUGAAGGACCUUCAGAAGAGUGUCGAGGAGGAAGAGCUGGUGUGGAAAUCUAAGAUGGCCGACUCUCAGGACCAGUUGGCAAAGGCCCUGGGAUGUGUACACACCCUGGAAAUGACUACAGAGAGGUUGAAGGCAGAGAACCAAAGCAUAGGCAAGCUGAAGGAGCAGGUGAUGUUGUUGGAAGCCCAGCUGGAGAAACAGUCAGAGAUCGCCUCAACAGAAGAGGAGAUGGAGCAGAUGAAGGGUCUGUUGUCAGAACACCAGAGUCAACUGACGUCAGCGCAGGAGGAGGCCCGGACAUACAGGGAGGAGCUGGUGAUGGUCAGAGGUCAGCUAAGCGAGGCGACGGAGCUUGCUCUGAGGCAGAAGGCAGUACCUGAGGCCAGGUCACAAAACAGCCAGUCAGAAUCUGAGGUCCAGUCCCAGUUGAUUCAGACCACAGAGGAGUUUGAACAGGCUCAGAAAGCGGUUGUAGAGCUCCAAACUCAGCUGGACCUGCUGAAGGACGCAGGAGACGCCGCGCAAACCGACAUGGAGGAUGUAGCCUUGCUAAAGGAGCGCCUGCAGAAGGAGAGAAAGCUAAGCAAGGAUUUGGGGCUAGCAGCGACCAAACUCCAGCAGCUCUUAAAAUUCACCCAGGAGCAGCUGGUCAGAGAGAGAGCCAGAGGCAACACCAUCCAGGAGCCCUGUGUUGAGGCCAAGGGAGAAAGUAUACAACUGAAGGAAGGGACAUCUGUUUAGGAGCCCGAAGACACUAAAACAUGCCAAAAUGCCUUAAUCUGAUUUAUACCACAACUGGAUCAUUUCACCGUGCCUUUUUUUUUUUCUGUCACCGCCACGGGACGGGGCAACAGAAGCGUGUUGUAUGCAACUGGGAGGGGCAAUUGAAUGCAAGCUUGUUUUUUUUAUUUCAUUUUUAUUAUCUGGGCCACAGGCUUGAUAUGCUCCUCCCCCUCUGCUCAGUAAUCCACAUCAAAGCACCAGACAAGGGCCAACAUUGUUCCACACACAGACCAAAAUCCCAAUAAUAUACCAUCCCUGCGUCUUUACACCAGCUCUGCCAAAUAUAAAAACUUUUUAUGGGGAACGUGUAAACAUCACCAAAUUGUUUUUACCAAAAAAACAUUCCAAAUUAAAAGCCAGCUAACGACCUAGUCGAUUUGCAUUUUCACGACCCCUGUAAACCCACUAAUCCCAGGGAGAAUGACAGUGAAGUAAACUCGCCAAACGAAGACAUUCUUGCAUUCAACACUUGUUCUGAUGGGAAGCUGUGACGUCAUCCAUCUUCAUGCUUCCUUUAGGAACAACUGAGGAAAUAUCUGCCCAUCCCACUAUGAUGUUGGGACUUCUUGGACCAUUUAUGGGGAUGUGCCUUCGUUUAGUAAAUCAGGUGUUAAACUAGGUGACAUGGAAACUGGAGUGCCACUUUAAAAGAUCAUGGGGGUUGAAACAAAAGACUAUUAAAAUGCAUGAUUGGUACACAGUUUCAUCUCAAAACAUCAGCUGAAAAAGGCACUAACUUUGUGGAAUGAUCCAGUGGUAAUAAUGCAUUCCAAAAACGAUCCUUCUUUCUUGUACUGUAGUAGUUGAUUGCUGCAACCCAAAAGGCCAGUUUACUGGACAUGGUUUAAAAAAAUAAUAAUCUUAGACUUAAAUACAAGCUCAAUAGAGAAUCUCCACUGAAAUUAUGUUUUAGUCAAGGGACCAGGCUUGAUCUGAGUCCAGGAAACCAGACCAAAAUGUUUUUCUUCUGCAUUUCAAUUUUAUGAUCGAUAAGAUGAAACAAAGUUUUGCUGCAAAAAGAAAAAAAACGUUGUUGAAGAAAAUAACCUACAUUCCAUCAAGGAUUCUGGCCGUCAGAACUCAUACAUUUUACUAACUCUAGUACCCGCUAUUAGUGUGCAUUCCUCACAGACUUGGAUAGAUGUUAGAUCUAAAUAUCAUUAUGGUGUCACAGACAUGGAUAGAAUUCACAUCUCUGUAACGGUCGUUAUUAUGGCGUCUGUGAGGGCCGGGGCAGCGCCGUUAAAGCCAUCUUCAUUUUGAAUUAGUAAAUGUUCUUAUGUGUAAUGAAUUAGUUGUUCCCUCCGGCUAACCCUACUUUAGUCUUCUGAUACGUAACACCAUAACCCAGUGAAAGUUCCACCUAGUUGCCUUACUUAAAAUGGUGGAAGCCGUCGACGGCGAAGUUUAAGUUGUCUAUCUAUUCCAUCAUUCCGCCCUGUAUGGAUAUUAGUCACACUAAAGCCCUGAACUAGAGCUAACCUAUUACCUACUCUGCCUUAUAUUAACUACGGAGCCCCACCCCCCCAGUCCACAGUGUUAAAAGGGAAAUGGAAUGUGCGUUGACACGCACAUCAACCUGUGCAAUUACUUUGUCUAAGUCUUUGUCGUCUAAAAUGGCACCCUAUUUUCUAUAUAGCACACUAUUUAAUGGCCAGAACCAUAUAGAAAACCUUAUCGGCCUGAGUUAAAGCGUAUUCUUUUUUUCAAAUAGGGAAUAAAUACGUUGCCAUUUUAGGACACGCCAUUGUGUGUUUUGUUUUGUAAGCGGUUGGUUGAAUGGUGGGGAAAUUAUAUGGUACACGGAACGGAUGGACGGAUGCUAUACAUUGAGUGCCUCCUUCACUGCUGUCUAAACAGUAAGCUGGCUGCCAACGCAAAUGUAUGAAUUUGAUAAAAGAAUAAACUACAAUGUAGCUGUUA